AUGCCUCAUAACCCAUUCAUCUUCUCUCCCACACAAUUUGUAAGAAUCUUCGUGAUUGUCAACAUCACCACCUACAUCACCACCCGGGCCUAUCUCGACUCCCGAGCGCAACCACCACCACUACCGGCUCCUAGUGCCCCUCAACCCCGCCUCAACGAGGAGGGGAAGUACAUCACCAACACAAGCACCGCCACCACACCUACCACCGCCAUCAGCAGCAGCCUUGCGCCCACAGCGCCAGCUGUAGUAACGAUGGCGCCAAAAGGCAAAGGCGAAAACACAAAAAAAGCCGCGGGCAACGCGCGCAAGGCCGACGCCGCAGCCCAAAAACAAGCCGCCGCCGACGCAGUAGCAGCCUCGCGCGAGGAGGAGAAAUGGGCACAAGGCUCCAAGGACACAUCUAAAAAGCAAGCUGCUGCCGCAAAGGCCGCAGAACAGGCUGCGAAAAAGGCCGAGCGGGAGGCGAUGUUGGCGGAAGAAGAGAAGGGGAUGCGCGAUAAACCCAAGGGCGCGAACAAGAAGACCGCGGAGAAGAAAUCUCGUGGGACAUUGGACCUGUCCCAGUUGGACAGUGGCGAGCCCAGCUCGAAAGAACGCGCCCUGAACGCAUCCGGAAUCGACAACGCGCUGGACGCUUUGUCGCUAACCACCGGCUCCCAAAACGACAUGAAACUCGACCGGCACCCGGAACGCCGUUUCCCCGCCGCAUACAAGGCGUACGAAGAACGCAGGUUGCCAGAAAUCGACAAGGAACAUCCCGGGUUGAGACGGAACCAGAAGAUCGAACUCAUUAAGAAGGAGUUUGAAAAGAGCGAUGAGAACCCGUUCAACCAGGCGGGCAAUGUGAGGUAUGAUGCGAGCAAGGAGGAAUUGGCGGAGCAUAAGAGGAAAGUGAGGGAGGGGGUGGAGAAUCGGUUGGGCGAGAAAUAA
Messenger RNA from Fonsecaea multimorphosa CBS 102226, 930 nucleotides. RefSeq lists its product as uncharacterized. The record is from RefSeq and is a predicted model, not a curated record. Bases 1 to 930 code for a protein of 309 amino acids. The transcript has a single exon. NCBI's taxonomy places the organism in Eukaryota, Fungi, Ascomycota, Eurotiomycetes, Chaetothyriales, Herpotrichiellaceae. Gene Ontology annotation, cellular component: nucleus. Gene Ontology annotation, molecular function: transcription coactivator activity. Gene Ontology annotation, biological process: transcription by RNA polymerase II.